Acipenser ruthenus (sterlet) is the source of this 1671-nucleotide messenger RNA. Its product is annotated as ATP-sensitive inward rectifier potassium channel 15-like. Gene Ontology annotation, biological process: potassium ion import across plasma membrane; regulation of monoatomic ion transmembrane transport. Gene Ontology annotation, cellular component: plasma membrane. The transcript is spliced from 2 exons. NCBI's taxonomy places the organism in Eukaryota, Metazoa, Chordata, Actinopteri, Acipenseriformes, Acipenseridae. Gene Ontology annotation, molecular function: inward rectifier potassium channel activity. The record is from RefSeq and is a predicted model, not a curated record. Bases 281 to 1420 code for a protein of 379 amino acids.
CAUUUGCCUAGACUGCAGUGUUUACUUGGUGGAGUCCCUGAAGUUUCAAUCAGGGUGACUGGGAAGAGCCAAAGUUCAUUUCUCUAUAAAAUCUUUGAAGACACCUCUGGCCUCACUGAUAGAUGUCAUACUUCUUGCAUCUCAUAUUUCUCUCAAAUACCUGGGCUAACUUGUUCUAGUCUGUCAGGAACCUACAGGCAGUGACCCAAAAAAGAAACUUAAACACAAAAUAACAUUGCUUAAAAACAUCCAUGCUCCCUUGAGGAAUGGCAGUGAGCAAAUGAACAGCAAACUUUUUAAGGCCUGUAAGGAAAUGGAAGCAACUCCUAUUGACAUGUUAAAGGAUCCCCUUGUCUCUAGCUGUGCUGCCCAGGACACCAGAAAGAAGCGCAGGGUGGUGACCAAGGAUGGGCACAGCAAUGUUAAGAUUGACCACGUUGACGGCUUGGCCAUGCUUUACCUGCACGACCUGUGGACCACUGUCAUAGACAUGAAAUGGCGCUACAAGCUGACCCUGUUCUCUGCCACUUUCGUGAUGACCUGGUUCUUUUUCGGCCUCAUCUUUUACAUAAUUGCCAUGAUCCACGGGGACCUGGAUGUGCCGGACACGGCAUCCAACCACACCCCAUGUGUGAUGAACGUGCAGUCCUUAACCGGGGCCUUUCUCUUCUCUCUGGAGUCACAGACCACCAUCGGCUACGGCUUCCGUUUCAUCACGGAGGAGUGCCCCCUGGCCAUCUCCCUGCUGGUGGCCCAGCUGGUCUUGACUACCUUGGCGGAGAUCUUCAUCACGGGCACCUUCUUGGCGAAGCUGGCCAGACCCAAAAAGCGUGCCGAGACCAUCAUGUUCAGCCACAACGCAGUCAUCACGAAGCAUGACGGCAAGCUGUGUCUCAUAAUCCGGGUGGCCAACAUGAGGAAGAGCCUGCUCAUCCAGUGCCAGCUCACGGGAAAGAUGCUGCACACCCACGUCACCAAAGAGGGGGAGAAGAUCCUCCUGAACCAGACUAGCAUCCGCUUCCAGGUGGACUCUGCCUCCGACAGCCCCUUCCUCAUCCUGCCAAUGACUUUCUACCACGUGAUCAACGAUGCGAGCCCGCUGAAAGACCUCACUGCCGCCAACCUGAGGGGGAAGGAGUUUGAGAUCGUGGUCAUCCUGAACGCCACGGUGGAGUCCACCAGCGGCACCUGCCAGAGCCGGACCUCCUACAUCCCAGAGGAGAUCCUCUGGGGCUAUGACUUCAUGCCUGUGGUGUUCAACUCCCCGAGUGGGAAAUACGUUGCGGACUUCAAACAUUACAACAAGGUCAUUCGAAGCACUGAUCACUUCUUUGCCACAGAUCUUGAGAAGUUAAAACUGGAAGAAGAGUACCGAAAAGAUGACCAGAAGGAAAGAGAAGGACAUUUAAAUGAGCCAUGACACAAAUACUAUUAUAGAAACGGAAAUACAUGUUUAGCAACUUUCUAUUUUUUUUUUGGCAACUGCAGCACGGGGAUUGAAGACUUUGCUAUUUAUAAAAUAGCUGUAGUUCACAUUUCUUGAUCUCUCACAUUCCUUCUCUCUAUUAAGAAUUGAAAACAUUUUGUGUAUAAUAAUAAUACUGCUGGAGCCACCUGUCUCUUUGUUAGACUUGCAUACAAAUUCUGUUGUGAGCCAUUGCUUAGCUAUAU